UGGCCCUGCUGCUUGUGGGCCCUUGGCCCCAGAUAAAGGCCCCGCCAUGGGUCCUCCCUUCCACGCCCACGGAAGCCACCGCUGAGGCAGCGCGGAGGAGGCCAUGCGGUGCCGCGGACUGAGACGAGGGCGGUGCUGCGACCACCGGAAGAGGCGAGGCGCGCGCCGGGGUCACGCAGGCCCCGCCCCCCUGCGUCACUUCCGUAAACAAAGGGGGCUGCGGCGGCGUCGGGGCCGGGGUGCGACCCGGGUUCGGGCUGCGGUGGUGGCUUCGGACGCGGGGUCUUUGCAGGUGGCGGCGGACCCCGAGCCCCUUCUUCUGCAGGUCAUAAGAAGCUGCCCUUGGUGUAAUAAGGAACUUAAAACAAUGGAGGAACGGAAAGUGAAGAGGAGGAGUCCUAAGUCUUUUAGUGCCCACUCUACUCAGGUUGCUAAUGCCAAAAAAAAUGCCAUUCCAGUUAGCAAAAGCACAGGAUUUUCAAAUCCUGCGUCACAGUCAACUUCACAGCGACCAAAGUUAAAAAGAGUGAUGAAAGAAAAGAGCAGACCUCAGGGUGGAGAAGGAAAAGGUGCUCAGUCAACUCCGAUUCAGCACUCCUUUCUCACCGACGUCUCAGAUGUUCAGGAGAUGGAGCGGGGCCUGCUAAGCCUUUUGAAUGAUUUCCACUCAGGAAAACUUCAAGCAUUCGGAAAUGAAUGUUCCAUUGAGCAGAUGGAGCAUGUCCGGGGAAUGCAGGAGAAAUUAGCUCGUCUGAAUUUGGAGCUCUAUGGGGAGUUAGAGGAACUUCCGGAGGACAAGAGAAAAACAGCCAGUGACUCCAAUCUGGAUAGGCUUCUGUCUGAUUUAGAAGAAUUGAAUUCUUCCAUACAAAAACUCCAUUUGGCAGACGCACAAGAUGUUCCAAAUACUUCUGCCAGCUAAAAUGAAACAACAGUUGCUUUCUUGUGGUUUGAAGAAAAGCAGUAUGCUUUAUUUUUCCAGCUGAAUCCAGUAGCAGAAUCAUCUUCCACAACAAGGAAUUAAAGCAACUGAAAUGCAAGUGCAAUGGUGGUUUUCUCAUACUGCUUUUAGUAAAUGUGACUUGCUCUAAUUCACCGUAACUGGAGGCUAGGCCUUCUCGAGGCUUAAUCAGGAAAUGUGAUGCAGGGGUUGUGCUGCUCUGCUUUAUGUUGUUGCCUUAUGGAAUUAUACUUGAAAUGCGUUGUGCUAAACAUAGUUGAUCGGGCUGCAGGAUCCAUCCUUCGUGAGCCCACAGACUUAGUCCAGUGUUGAUCACAAGUGUGUGAUGCACAGGCUUUUUGUGGCGGCCCAGCUUCCGUUUACAUUAGACAAUCACUACACAUGCUGCUGUGUUUUCCGGUGGCCAGUGACAACAAAAUGUUAAAUGAGUAUUUGUGAGAUUUGCUAUUUUUAAUAAAGUGAUUGUUUUAAAUUAG
This is a messenger RNA of Equus caballus (horse), 1437 nucleotides long. It is a transcript of the gene CCDC28A, whose product is annotated as coiled-coil domain containing 28A. NCBI's taxonomy places the organism in Eukaryota, Metazoa, Chordata, Mammalia, Perissodactyla, Equidae. The record is from RefSeq and is a predicted model, not a curated record.